AUGAUGCAAACAAAUAUCCCAAACUCUAGGUCGCGCAGACCAACAACACGCACAACUACAGGCUGCCAAACUUGUCGACGGCGACGUAUAAAGUGUGACGAGGUAAAGCCGUCUUGCCAAAGAUGCCAGCGUGCGGCCAUCGACUGCUCCUACAAGCCUCAGCUGAAAUGGCCACGACAAGGUGCAAGGAUGGGCAACAACCGCUCCCGACGGCACCGAGCACGGGUCGAUGCGUCAACUCAAAUGGCUUGUUCCCCCUUGAGCAAGGAAACGAGGUUGGAGACUUUCUCGGUAGACCGGCUCGAGGAGCCCAUUCAUGCAAUGUUCGUGUCCGCAGCUUCGUGCACCAGCGGACCCGACGACAACCACGACUUUGUACCCUGGAUGGAUCUUGGAAUGAAUCAUUUGUCGACAGACAGUAAUUCAUCACUCGUGUUGAUACCAUCUGACACAUUCUCUCUGUCCAUCUCAUCGCUUGGCGACCCAUAUCAGCUUCCGAACAUGGAACGCGAGGACAGCAUGCUUUUUCACUAUUAUGUUGCCGAAAUGUGUCCUCAAUGCAUCGUCAGGAAUGGUUACAACAAAAGUUAUCGCCAGGUCAUUCUCCCGCUGGUCAACAACUCCAACAUCCUACUGAGAGCCAUUUUGGCCUUCACGGCUAACCGCAUCAAACUGCUAGAUGAACGCUUCCAGACUAUUGCCCUUCGUCACCGGGCAGCAGUGCUACAAGGCUUGCAACAGUCACUCAACAACAAGAAGCGGACAUCCUUCUCAAGACUGGAAAUACUCAGCACGAUCCUCAUGCUAUGUUUCUUUGAGAUUUACAAUCCACGACAAACGCCUAAAGACCCGCAUGGCUUGCCCACAAGACCUUGGAUGACGCAUGCAGCGGGCGUCCGCAGGUUGUUGGAGUUGGGCCCGCUAGAGUCCCAUGACUCUCACUACGAGAAAGCUGUCGUCUCUUUUCUCAGCCAGUAUUUUGCUUCGCACAGCGUCCUCGCCUUUACAUCCUUGUCGCCAUUAGAGGAUCAGAUCGAGAUUUUUGACCAUGCUCAUUUCUGGCUGGACCUGGCUGACAGGCCACCCGAGGAGAUCAAUCCGUUUGCUGGAUGCUCCAAUGAACUGCUCAAAUCGAUUUUGGUCAUUACAUCGCGAAUGAGACAAGUUGCACAAUCGCGGUCGCAACUACUAUCAAGUCUACAACAGACUUGGGCCGGCAUGAUGGCAAAGCGCCUUUUCGCCAUGGACCAACUUCCACCCGCUGACCGCAUAGACGGCGUUGCAAGCGCGGAAUUGCCAAGCCGGCACGCGGAUCCGACGCCGACAACUAUUCUAGGAAAGACGUCCGAAGCCUUCCGUUUGGCCGCUGUGGUACUGCUGGGGAGUUUGUAUCCUCAGAUAGAUAUCACAGCUCACGAGCAAACUGAAAGGUGUCUGGAUCGGCUAGGUGAGAUUUUAAGCUCUGGCGUUGCAGUCCCCCAACACGGCGCACUUGGGGCUUCCAGCUACCUUUGGCCGUAUUUUGUCGCGGGAUGCCACUUGCAAACCCUGGAUCAGAAAGCUUCACUAUCACGGCGGAUCAGGCCGCUGUUUUCACAAAAUUGGCCUAGUGACACAGCGUCGGGUCAGAUUCUUUGCGUGCUCGAGGAGGUGUGGUCCCUCCCGGUUGGCCACAGGGCUGCAAUAUGCACCGACAGGAAUAGCUUCUUGUGGAAGAGCGCCAAGUUGAACAGACACCAAGUGCUUGAAUGGGUGUGA
Colletotrichum gloeosporioides is the source of this 1758-nucleotide messenger RNA. RefSeq lists its product as uncharacterized. Bases 1 to 1758 code for a protein of 585 amino acids. Lineage: Eukaryota; Fungi; Ascomycota; Sordariomycetes; Glomerellales; Glomerellaceae. Gene Ontology annotation, molecular function: zinc ion binding; DNA-binding transcription factor activity, RNA polymerase II-specific; transcription cis-regulatory region binding. The transcript is spliced from 3 exons. Gene Ontology annotation, cellular component: nucleus. Gene Ontology annotation, biological process: positive regulation of transcription by RNA polymerase II. The record is from RefSeq and is a predicted model, not a curated record.